CAUUGGCCACUCUUUUCCUCGAUGCAUCCUCCUUCUAGUCAACCAUCGUCGAUGCCACAAGCAUCUGCAAAUAAUUGAUAAUAAUGGCGUCUCCUCGACCCAAGUCACCGCGAAUCCCGGUUUCCAGCAAGAAAGAGGACAAGGAGGAAAGUUUCUGGGAUAAAAUCGGGACACUGGGACGGAAGAAACGUAUCAAGGAAGUGAAAGAUGUACAAGAAGAAGGGAAAUAUGCCAUCGAUUCACCCGGGUAUGCCGCUAAUCCUGACAUGCCACCAGAGGAAUACGCUCUCGACGAGAACGAAGAACGUUCGAUGAUAGAGCCGAAAUCCUUGGAAGAUGCCAAGCUGCAAGAAUUGAUAUUUGUCCUGAUCGAAUGGAUCAACGACGAAUUGGCCGAUCAGCGAAUUAUCGUGAAAGAUAUCGUAGAGGAUCUUUACGACGGACAAGUGCUACAGAAGCUUUUAGAAAAGCUGACUGGGGAGAAAUUGGACGUGCCUGAAGUAACUCAAUCCGAGGAAGGGCAGAAGCAGAAGCUCGCUGUUGUCUUGUCCGCUGCUAAUCGUGUACUCGGUCGAUAUCCGCCUUACAAAUGGAGCGUCGAAUCUGUACACUCGAAAAAUAUCGUCGCUAUUCUGCACCUGCUCGUCGGCCUAGCACGGCUCUUUCGUGCUCCCGUCAGAUUGCCCGAGAGAGUUGCCGUACAAGUAGUCGUCGUGCGUAAAAAGGACGGCCAGCUGACACACAGAACAGUGAGGGAAGAGCUGACGACAACCUACGACGAUUUGGGCAUGCGUUGCGAGCGUGAUGCAUUUGACACACUUUUCGAUCAUGCACCCGACAAGUUGGCCGUUGUCAAGAAAUCAUUGGUAACGUUCGUCAAUAAGCAUUUGAGCAAGGUUCAUUUGGAGGUGACAGAUUUGGAUACUCAAUUCCACGAUGGUGUCUUCUUGAUUCUGCUGCUUGGUCUCUUGGAAGGUUUCUUCGUCCCGCUGGGUAGCUUUCAUUUGACACCAAGGACCAUUGACCAAAAAGUUCAUAACGUUUCCUUUGCAUUUGACAUCAUGCGAGACAUUGGACUACCAAAGCCAAAAGCUCGUCCCGAAGACAUCGUCAAUCUGGAUCUGAAAUCUACGCUUCGCGUGUUGUAUAAUCUCUUUACCAAAUACAAGGGGAUAAAUUAGUAAAAUUCAAUCAAUUCAGCUUUUUAAUGUUGCACAAAUGUUGCCUUACUAAAGCCUUUUAAUUAUCCUAAUCGAGCUGCCACUCGAGAUCUGACUAUUCGAGCUUUAUUUUCUUCUUCCACCAAAGUCGUUGUCUUUAUUUCAAUUCGACAAAUGAAAAUGUACAAGAGAAUGUGUACAUACAUACAGCUAGAUUCACAGAGCGGAGAAGAUUAUGUUGUACUAUUGUAUAUUAAGCUUUAAGUAACCUUAAGUGCCUUUAUAUAUAUCCAAAGGAUAAUAUAUUUUAUACAACUCCUAUUUAUCGUACACCCUUUUCAAUGGAAUAAUAAUGUUUAUUAAUAAAUGUGUCAACUAUUA
Vollenhovia emeryi is the source of this 1541-nucleotide messenger RNA. RefSeq names its product beta-parvin (gene parvin). Gene Ontology annotation, biological process: substrate adhesion-dependent cell spreading; establishment or maintenance of cell polarity; cell projection assembly. The transcript is spliced from 5 exons. Lineage: Eukaryota; Metazoa; Arthropoda; Insecta; Hymenoptera; Formicidae. Bases 84 to 1181 code for a protein of 365 amino acids. Gene Ontology annotation, molecular function: actin binding. The record is from RefSeq and is a predicted model, not a curated record. Gene Ontology annotation, cellular component: cytoplasm; actin cytoskeleton; focal adhesion.